AAAUUUAUUGAUGUUUGGGAACGUAUGACAUCGUCUAAUUUUGAUCGUACAAAACCGAUAUUUCUCUUCAAUGAUGGACCAGUAACUGUGGCAGCUAAACAAGGCGGUAUUCCCUUUCUUGAAGAUAUCGAUCUGCCAACUCAAGCGGUGAUCGAACGACUAAAUCCGAUGCUUGAAUCAAGUCCUACAUUUGUACUUACUGAAGAUAUAACAAGUCAUACUGAAAAAAGUCAACUUGAUAUAACAUUAUCGAAUCAAUUCCAAAUUUUUGCCAGUAUUCAUGAAGAACAAUCUCAACAAUUACUUAAAUUGAAUCCAGCAACACGUUCACGUUUUACAGAAAUAUAUGUUCCAAUUUAUUCAGAAAAGAUCUUCAAAAUCUUGUCAAAUCAGAAUUUAACAAACAUGGAGUGA
Messenger RNA from Didymodactylos carnosus, 414 nucleotides. The record is from the annotation of a GenBank genome assembly. NCBI's taxonomy places the organism in Eukaryota, Metazoa, Rotifera, Eurotatoria, Philodinida, Philodinidae.